Onychostoma macrolepis is the source of this 4564-nucleotide messenger RNA. RefSeq names its product nfe2 like bZIP transcription factor 1a (gene nfe2l1a). Gene Ontology annotation, cellular component: nucleus. Gene Ontology annotation, molecular function: RNA polymerase II cis-regulatory region sequence-specific DNA binding; DNA-binding transcription factor activity, RNA polymerase II-specific. NCBI's taxonomy places the organism in Eukaryota, Metazoa, Chordata, Actinopteri, Cypriniformes, Cyprinidae. The record is from RefSeq and is a predicted model, not a curated record. The transcript has 6 exons. The coding region runs from base 299 to 2479 and encodes 726 amino acids. Gene Ontology annotation, biological process: regulation of transcription by RNA polymerase II.
AUACUUUCCACCGCUUACUUCUGCCAUAUAAAUACACUCGCGCACUGUUAUAGAGCAUGUGAAGUUGUGUGAUUCAGAUCCUCCGAGAGGAGUAACCCGCUCUCAGGUCUGUCUAGUGACAAAAACAACUCUCGUCCGCAAACAAGGAUUUUGAGUAAGAAAAAAAAAAAAAACCCCCAAAGUUUUCUUCAUGGAGAAAGUUUUGAAAUUCUAAAGCUGGGUACACAGACACAAACACUCUCAUAUUCGAUUUGAGACUGACUUGGCUUAUUCUUUGCUCUUGGUACUGGUUUGAGCCAUGCCGGACCUGAAGAAGUACCUCGCGGAGGGCCUGAUCCAAGUAGCUAUUCUUCUCAGUCUGGCUGGGAUGCGUGUGGACGUGGAUCCAUACCUGCCCCCUUUUAGCGAAAUCAUUCUGGGCCCAAAUUCAGCUCUAACUCAGACUCAAUUCCACAAUCUUCGAAACAUCCUGGAUGGAUAUAACCUGCACCCAAAAAGUGCAGAUCUGGAUGGGUUCUUCACAGCUCGCAGGCUUCUGAACUGGGUUCGCUCCCUAGACCGCCUGCAGGUGCCAGCGGCGGAGUUGGAAGCCUGGUUGGUUCACAGGGAUCCCGAUAAUGGAGUCUCCAUUCCAGCUCAAGUGGGUCUCCUUGAGGAAGGUGGAGGACUUGAAAAUGUGGAGGAACCCUCAGAGCUAAGCAUGAGGUUGGGAAGUGGAGGAGAACUGGGUUAUGACGUAGCUGAGGAUCAAACCCUUGGAGCUUUGGGACACAUGCCAAGAAGCCUCGACCAUCCAGACGACGAUGAACCCAUUAAAGAGGAGGGAGAUGGUAUGUCUUUCUUCUGGGAGCAGGAACCUCAGCAAACUCAGCAAAAUGUCCACGAGGAGCAGCUGGAAAAUGCAAGAACCCAACCUCUCAGCUUGUUUAAUGAGGAAGAGGAGGCGGAAGAUGAGUUUCUGGUGGAUAGUUGGAGAAAUUCAAAUCCAUUUCACAACCAAAUGUUUGGAGAGGAUCUACAGUUGUCAGGUGUAAGGGAUGACGCUUCUCUUUCCAUUGAAGAGUGCUUACAUCUCAUCGAUGCCAACUUCCCCUCAGAAGGAGAUCCAGAGCUGACAGAUCCUGAUGUACAGAAUGUAGGAGAACAUGCACUUUCAGAGUUUCAGAGGCCACUCGUGUCACCCUUGUUGCCUGAACAGGAAUCAACAAUUUUAGAGCAACAAUGGCAAGAUGUUCUGGCCAUCAUGGAAUCACAGGACAUGGAUACUGCUGAAACAAUAGACGAUUCUCCUCUCAGUAUCAGUGAUUCAGACAGAAAUGCUGGAUCAAUGGAAAACUUUAUUCAUCAGGAUGUUAGCCUACACCAAGCCACUCUGCCAAGAUCCGCUGAAGCACAAAACAGCGUCACCAUGGAAGAAACCUGUUGCAUUGACAACAACUCCAUGCCAAACAUUACUUUGGACACUUCUUCUAAUGCAGAAGCUUUUGGAGACUCUGAUAUAAUAGACCUACUUUUGACUACUGGAACUAGCCUGCCAAGCCCUAUAGAUCCUCUGCUUGAGGAAGCCAUGCUUGAUGAGAUUGGUCUAAUGGAUUUGACUCUGGAAGAACUUAGCCAGGUACAGUCUGAAGAGCAAAACCCGGCAGAUUCUGACUCUGGUUUAUCCCUGGACUACAGUCAAAGCCCUGCCUCUCCUAGUGGAUCUGAAUCUUCCAGUUCCUCCUCAUCAGUGUCCAGCCCAACCCCUAGUUUGAUGCACGAAGAAGGCGCUGUGGGCUACACCCAUAUCAAGGAAGAGGAUGGAGCUGUGGGCGGGUACAUGCCAGAACAAACCAAAAUGUGUCAGUCAAGCUUUUUGGAAGCCAGACAGUUCCAUCGCCUUCCUUGGCUCGAGAACAUCGGACACGAUCAUACCUACAACCAACCUCAAAGCCAGAAGAAACCUCCAAAAGAUCUUUCCGAUGAGUCGCCAAAAAACAAAGUGCUGGAUCAUCUUUCCAGCCGGGACGUGAAACGUGCACGUUUGAUGAAUAUCCCGUUCUCCAACGAACGCAUCGUAAACUUACCCGUAGAUGAUUUCAAUCGCUUGCUAGCCAAAUAUCAUCUCAAUGAGGCUCAGCUUACGCUUAUCAGAGACAUUCGCCGCAGGGGUAAAAACAAAAUGGCUGCUCAGACAUGUCGGAGGAGGAAGCUAGAUGUCCUGCUGGGAUUGGAGUGCAGUGUGGAUAGCUUGCGACGCCUCCGGGCCAAACUGCUCAGGGAAAAGUCUGAGAUCUUGCGCUCCAUCAGGGAGAUGAAGCAGCAUCUUAAUAGCUUGUAUCAAGAGGUGUACGAGAGACUAAGAGAGGAACAGGGACUUCUGUCCUCUGACAACAACUUUACUUUGCAGCAAGACAGCACCAGCCCUGUAACAUCACAGCGCAGAUCAGAUUCACACUCCAGACGCAAACUUAGCAAGAGACAAAAAAACAAGAAGUGAGAUGGAGGACUCAUGCUAUGACUAGGCUCAGGAAAAAGGCUCUCUGCUGUGAAGUCCACCUGCUGGUUUUCUACAGUUAAAUGGGAAUUUGCACCAAGUAGGGUAUGAUUACCCAAGUGAUCAUCCUUGAUCAUGUAUUGUACUAUGUAUAGGCACAUAGUACAACUUGACCGAACUUUAGGUUCCACAAAGUUUUGAUGUUAAAGGGCCACAUCAAGAGUUUCCUUGAUCUUUUAUGCUAAAGGCCUCUAUGAACUAUAAAAACCUACUGUAAUGGAUAGCAAAACCGCAGUUUGUGUGCAAGACAACGCUCAAUGCUGUUGUCAAUUUCACAUGUAAACGAGGCACAGCAGCAAGUAACAGACUGUUUAUUUCACAGGGAAGGUGAAAAAUUCUCAUUCAAGGAGCCGUUUCACUCAUAUAUACUGUACGUCACAAUAGGAAGGAACAGUUGAUUACAACUUCUGUUUCACGUCCAGUUUAUAAACCAAACUGGGCUACCAGAACAUAAAGAGUGUCUGAAAUUGUUCCCAAAGUCAGAAAACCAAAAUAAUCCCAUGUUAGAGCAGAAAAUGGUAAAUUAUGCUUGGAAUCCAAGCACUGAGACAAAGUUUUAAUGCAUUUUAACUACUUCUAAAGGCCAAAGUAUACCGCUUACAGUAGCUAUGUUUUCAUCCAACAAUUUUUAUGCGAAUUUUGGAAUAUUGCAUAAAAAUUCAGCUGGAUGGAAAUUCCAAGGUGCGCAUAAAUUCUAAAACUGCGCAUAAAAAAAACGUAUGCGCACAACUGAGUAGGACAAACUUUUUAUCCAAUAAAAAAAAAAAAAAAAUGUGCAUAAACUACGAUGGAAACACAUUUACCGAAUAAAUUCCACCAUGCGCAUCAAAAAAGUCAUGUGACUUUGCACGAUGGGACGGGAUAACUUGACUAACCAACAGACCGAUCUCAUUCACAGCAUUUGAAAUGUUUUGGUUGUUCUGAUAUGCCCGAGCAAAGUCUGUCAUCAAAGUAGUUCUAUAUAAUUAUAUUACACGACUGCGUUCCCAAACAGCAGCAUCUGCUUCCAAAAGCAAUGACCGCAUUUGUGUUUCAUCUGCUCGCUCUGAGGCGCAAGUAAUUUAUCAUAUGAAAAUUAUUAUAUUUAGUGGCUUUGCCUACUUUUCUUAGUGAUAGGCUAUUUAGUGCCAGUUUAUCAGGAAGUGACAAUUUUGUUCUCUUUGACUAGUUGGAUGGAAACGAUGCUUUUUUCGCAAAUGUUUUAUGCGAUAUUCCAGUUUUUCGCACAAGUUAAAUUCAAAUCUCUGGAUGGAAACAGCUAGUGUGCGUGACGCAAAGUUUUGUCACCAAAAUAUAAUGCACGUACUGUGCAUGCAGGUCGCACAUGCGCAUUGACUUGGUUUUGCACUAAUCAGUUGUUCCACAAGGUGGCAGCACUGGCCUGGGCCGUUGUUUCACAGUAGAAAAUGAAACUGAAGAGAUGGAACAACAAAAGAGAGGAGACUGCAACAACAGAUGGCCGCAUUGACAAGCGCUUAUGUCAGAGUGUUAUAAGAGAGCUACAAAUUUAGUUCUUCUUCUUCUAGAGCGCAUGUGCUGCCUGCCUGCAUUCGUGCAUGCUAUCAAAUGGAGUGUGCUUUGAAAGACUACGUGUUCGACUGUACGCAUAUGCUAGCAUUAGCGCACAAAUAUGAAGUAUACUUUGAGCUUUACUGGUAUAAGUAGUGUUGGUUUGCCAUCUCAUUAUAGGGAGCACCUUCAUGCCAUGUGAGCUUAAUUUUGGACUAAAUUAAAUCUUAAGACUGUAAAAUAUUUUUGACCCACAGUGUUUUGAAUGAACAGGAGUGCUGUCAUUGAGUAUGUGUGGUUUUAUUAGAAUUUAUGUUAGUUUAACACAAUUCAUUAAAUGUAACGUUUCUAAAAUACCAGGUCUGGAUUUGAUUUGAUGUUUUAAAAAGCCAUGUAAAUAAUCUAAACCUUUUUAUAUUCAACUGUUUAUGUACCUCGUGUUAAACAUUUUGCAGUGACUUCAUGUUCUUGGUGACAAGCUGGGAUUGUUCUUGUUUCAAUUAAAAUAUAUUUAUUGUA